GCUGAAGAUGCUCACUUUAACUGCAGUUUACUGAAACUUUUACAGGACGCAUGGAAUAGAAGGAGGUCAGAGCUUUUCCCCCACUUAACAACUUAGAAAUAUUAAAAAAAGUGGCAACAGAUAGAAAAAUAAUUAAGAUUCAAAAUGCUUCUCUGAAAUCUCAUGCUCCCCAUCUGCAAAAAUAUACUCUUACAGCAGCCCCCCACCAAAACUGACCCAGAAGCCUUAUCUUUUUUCACACCCAUUACACCUCCUUCAACUCUUGAAGCUAUAUUUUAUUGGAUCCACCCUUUUUAAUCUCAUAUUUUAUACGUUCAAGUACACUACCAUACCAGUAUUUGUUCUGUUAUAACACAUUGGACCAUCUCUUCCCCCAUUCUAUAUAAGCAUAUUUUUCAACAUUGCACAGAUACAAUCACAAAUAGUACUACUCUAUAGCUCCAAUGGCUGUUCAAGGUAGAAAAGUGUUACUACUGCUUCUUCAAUAACUCUCUACUUUAUACUCUUCAAUUUUUGAAUCAAUAAGAAUCAAAAACCAAACUAAACUUUGUUCUAUACGUCUCUUCUUUCCUUAUGUUCAUGUUUGGUUGUUUGAGUCAUAUGGGCUGUAGUUUUGAGAUUCUAUGGGCUGUCUCUCCAUUACAAUUUGCGGACAAAACGUAGUUUGCUAAGACUGACGUUAGCACUUGCUGCUUUGUUUGCUCACUGCAGUUUUCUUGAUGUGGAAUUAAAGAGGGCGGUUAGUGCCAGUACCAGUACCAGAUUGUACAAAAGGAGACUCCAAACUGAGGUUUGAUCCAACUUUGCUUCUGUUAAUCGCAAUAAAAGGGCUCGAAAAAACCGAACUUCCUCGGUCUCUUGGCUCUUUGUAUGAUUUUCAAACUUUGGGAAAGUAGCAGCUGGAUCUGGAAUUGGGAUUUGUCUAAGGCUUAUACGGUUUCUUGGUAUCGAAAAUUUAGAACAGGCGAUGGAUAGUUUGGGUUGGGAUGGCUCACCAGUGGUUGCGAACGCAUCGUCCUUGUGGAGCAAUCAGCAAAGUGGGGUCGAGCAAAGCUUGAUGGUGACCAACUUGAACUGCUGCGGUUAUGGGGGAAGGAUGCAUCUGGCGGAAGACAUGUUUGAUCCAAUUCAAGAGCUCCAAAAAGCUCAACCUUCACAUGGGACUUCAAGUUCUAAUAAAGUAAGUGAAAUGGCUCAGCAAUUGGCCCCGGCUUUUGCUUCGGAUUCCAUACAUGUUGUUUCAAACUUGAAUUUAGCAGCAGAUACCGGGCUUGCUAAGUCGGUGGCUGGAACCAAUUGGGAAGAAGCCUUGAGAGCUGAAUUGGGGUCUUCCCCUUUGAUCAACAGGCCUUAUAUCAUGAACCCAUUAGGCAGUUUAAUGGCUGGUUUUGGAAAAACCCAGCAAUUUCAGGUUGUUAAUGGCUUCCAAGAUGGCACAGCUGGUGUUUCUGCGACGGGCUCUCUUGAGUCUCUUGACUGCUUGCUGUCAGCAACUAACAGUAACACUGAAACAUCUAUUGAAGAUGAUGGAAUUUCUGUGAUCUUCUCUGAUUGCAGAAACUUAUGGAACUUUGGUUCUGGCAGUGCAGUUUCAUCUGGAGAUUCUGAGAACAAUGGCUUCAAUACAAGAAAGAAGGAGAUGCGUUGCGCGGUAAAUGAGCUUGAUGAAACAGUCUCUCAGGGUGCCUCAGACCGACUUGCUAACCCUGGAAUAUGUUCAGAAACCAAGCCUAAUUCUACGAAGAGAAGCUGUGAUCAAAAUGAACUCAAAGUUAGUCCAAAUUAUCAUUGCUUUGAUCUUCUCCAGUCUGAUGCUUGCACCCCAGAUGGCGGUUUCCGACUCAUUUCUGAGAAUUCACCGAAACCAAAGAAGCCGAGAGCGGAAAAGCGGCCGCCAAGUUCAUCAAACAUCAACUUCCAGCAGCCGAGUUCAUCGGCGUCCUCAGUGGAGGAACCUGAUUCUGAGGCCAUUGCACAAAUGAAGGAGAUUAUUUACCGGGCUGCAGCUUUCAGGCCGGUGAAUUUUGGAAUGGAUGCGGUGGAGAAGCCCAAGAGGAAGAAUGUUAGGAUAUCAACUGAUCCACAAACAGUGGCUGCAAGGCAAAGGAGGGAGAGAAUCAGUGAAAGAAUUAGGGUUUUGCAGAGGCUGGUUCCUGGUGGAAACAAGAUGGAUACUGCAUCAAUGCUUGAUGAGGCUGCUAAUUAUCUCAAGUUCCUCAGGUCACAAGUCAAAGCUCUAGAAACCCUAGGCCACAAGCUUGAUUCAGUGAAUUGUGUCCAUACAAACCUUCCCUUCUCUGCAUUGCCCUUCAACCACUCAUUUCCCAUGCAAACCCAUCUUCCACUCCAAAACCCUAGCCCAAUCCACCAACCCAGGAGUUGAAAAAAAAAAAAAACAAGAGAUUACCCAGAGGGAAAAAAAUUAAGUUAAUCUAGAAUCAUUCCCUCAAACCCAGUUUAAAAAAUCCUAACUCUAGACCCUAAUCAUACUCAUCAUCAUAUCAUUUUCUAGCCCACCAAACAGAGAAAAAAAAAACCCUAAUCUAGGACCCAUCAUAAUUUUCAUCAUUACGACGUUCUAUGAUAACAUCUGGUAAUUAUCAGCAGCAUGAGGACACCCACCAUCCAAGGGCACAAAAUAUUAGACUGUUGGGCAGACCCAUCUCCACUGCUGUUUUUGCUGCUUCCACUAUCAUUUUGUCCAGACUCCAGACUUCGCCAAAUAAGAUAGAUAGUGGAAGUAGCAAAAGGACUUGGCUUUGAUGCAUGACUUUCUUUUUGUGGUACUAAAAAGCCUCCUCUGCAAUUAUAGCACUAUGAUUAAGAUGAGGGGCUAGAAAGUGAUUAUCACUUUAUCUUGUUUAAUAAUUCUUUUUUAUGUCAUCCUAUGUACUUAAAGCUCACUUUUAUUGGAGAUCUUUAUGGGGUUUUUUUAAUGUACUAUUUUAGCUAAAACCAAUGCAAGAGACAUUCUCUUAA
This is a messenger RNA of Vitis vinifera (wine grape), 2979 nucleotides long. RefSeq names its product transcription factor bHLH87. Gene Ontology annotation, molecular function: DNA-binding transcription factor activity; protein dimerization activity. Lineage: Eukaryota; Viridiplantae; Streptophyta; Magnoliopsida; Vitales; Vitaceae. The record is from RefSeq and is a predicted model, not a curated record. The transcript has 2 exons. Gene Ontology annotation, biological process: regulation of DNA-templated transcription. Bases 968 to 2383 code for a protein of 471 amino acids.